Messenger RNA from Dreissena polymorpha, 1956 nucleotides. RefSeq lists its product as uncharacterized. Bases 385 to 1776 code for a protein of 463 amino acids. Lineage: Eukaryota; Metazoa; Mollusca; Bivalvia; Myida; Dreissenidae. The record is from RefSeq and is a predicted model, not a curated record. The transcript is spliced from 13 exons.
UACGGUUAGUAACACCGUGUCGGCGAUAACCUUCUGUGCUUCAAUAGGUUACCCACAUAAGUGUUUUCGUAUCUUCCAUUGUCUUGCAAAACAAAUUAACAUUCUUAGAUUGCUUGUCUAAUUAAUUGAACCACCAUGUUCGUAGCUAAAAGGAUGCUGUGUCGUGUAUUGAUUUCAUGGGGUUUUAUACUAUGUAGUACAUACAUAAUCGGCGAAGGAAGGCCAAUGAAGCGCCCUGACUUUGUGAGUGACUGGCUGUAUCUCUCAGUACAGACAGGCAAGGACUUGCUUAAGGUUCCUCAUGGCCUUGGGCAGGUGCCCGUAUAAGUACAGGUCCAGGCCACACCUCCUGAUGGACCCAACAAGGAUUUUGUUUUCAAUGGAAUGGGCGAAGUUCCGCGUGACGACAGCAUUUACGAUAAAUAUGGAGCAGUUUCGUACUUGUACGACGAAGAAUUCGUCGUGGUCACAACGAUGUCCAGUGACGAUCAUGAGCCAGGAAAAGCAAUUUUAACUAUGAACAAUUCCGAGUAUAUUGGCCCAAACUCCCAAGCAAGUGACGAUUGUUAUGUUCGUAUUUUCGCAUGGCACUCCACGUCCCUACCGGAACCUGAUUUCCACGUUGGUAAUAUCAGCCUUCAAUCUGGCUGUCAACAUGGAGAAGACUGCCUUGUGGAAGUGAAUCACGACUUUGGAACGUAUCCCAGCCUUGUAGUAGUGCGGACUCGGCUUGAUGACUUCUCCUUGACGAAUCAUUCUUUGAUGUCUGACGCCAUUGGCUCAGGGUUCAUUUUCGCAAAUACCGACGAAGUCGGUCUGCAUCACGGAUUUGUGGUUUAUGGUUUCAACGAGUCGGCAUUCAGAAUUUGGACAGAAUCACAGCGGUAUACUCAGCACUAUAUUUUCUGUGGAAAAGACGGUACAGGGUUUGGUAUUUGUGUGAGUAAUGGAACGCUAGAAAUUCUUGCUUGGAAGGAGUUUACAUUGUCACCAACGGAGAAGAUGGAAAUGCUUCUUGGGGCACAGGCUAAUGAAACAUUUGACCAGGAAAAACUCAUGUCAGCGAAAACAAGUGGACGCGAAUAUUUCGUUCAACUUUGGGCAGUUGCCCGCAGUGGACCCAAUAACAACUUCCGGUUUCUAGCCAGCGGUUCCAUGUCAGGAUAUAGACUCGGCAAAGUAACUCCAUGUACCUAUGGUGGACUCGUAUUCGCAUAUUCAAACACAACGCUCAGACUUUGGAAGCCAAACAGCUUUGCCAAAAGGGCUGCAAUCAUUUGCAUCUCAGACGUUUUUGCAGGCGGUAAAUACUCACAGAGCACGAAUGAUGCGUUUGCGGUUGCCCACGUAUGGAUUACUUUAGACCACACAUUGCACGAGGAAUGCACUACCUCUCGUGAUUGUUGGGAGGCAUUUUCCACAUGCAGAGAUUUAACAUGCCAAUGCGAGGCCGGAUUUACUGAAACACACCAAGACACAAACCAUACGACCACAGGAUGUUAUGUUGACGGAGAAUGUAAUCACGCAAACGAAACUGCUGGCGACUGCAUACGAUGUCAUCUGCCCUUUGACGCAUGUCACUGGCCCGGUGGCCCAGCUCCUAAUACGCACACUACUACAAUAGUCAAUUCAGCCUUGGUUAGACUCUAUAUUAUCAUUGGUGGCUCCGCUGCGGGUUUGCUUACACUGGUGACCAUAGUUACUAUCCUGUGUCUCCGACAGCGAAAGCGCAAGGCAGCCCGUUUAAAUCGUUAUGAGCUGAUGCAGACGUUGUAGUGAUUGACAACCGCCAUUAUCAGACAUGCAACGUCGCUGUUGAUGACAAGCAAAUGCAAGUCGUGAUAAACGCUUGGUUUUGUAAAAUUUCAUGGUACAUAUAUGUACAAACAUUUGCGUGUAUUAACAAAGAUAAUUCACCAGUUUGGAUUUUGAAUAAAUAUAUUUGUAAAUGAACAA